CCGUAUUCGCCGCUAGCCUUCGCUCUGUUCACAAAAUCGGGGUAUCUCCCUUUAAUAAAUGAAUUAAUUUAAUAAUUCAUAAACUGCAAGUGCACAUAUUCUCCCAUUACUAAUUUCUAAACUAGAGUUGUUCAGUUAAAUCUUGUCUAAAAACCAUGUAUUGUCUAACAUUCGACAAAAUCAUUAAAUUAAAUAAUAAUACGUUUAGACUUCCCAUAAUUCAGGUUUCAAGAUAUGGCGUUUUUCGAAACAUAAGAUAUUUCUAUGGGGUAGAAAAUGGUGGCAAAAAAUCUACUUGGCAUAUAGAUCCAACAAUUAAUGAAACCGAAUGCACGGUACUAAUUUUUGUCGAGUUGGAUAGUGCAGACGAAAAUGGCACCGCGUUCCGUGUUACGCUAACCACAGAAACAGAUGGAUUUAACACAAUUACCAGGAGCAUAGAAAUCGGAGACGAUAGGGAAGGUACAAUAUGUGUAAAAUACAAAAAAAUUUCGGACAUAAGAGAUGUUUAUAUAAAAUUUGAAAAUCUAUCCAAAGAAUCCCCCGAAUGCAACAUGACCCAUGACUUCGCCAAGAUAUUGGCUAGUGAAGAAUUCAGCGAUGUGACCCUUGUCACAGCAGAUGGUACUGAAUUUAAGGCCCACAGAUUUGUGUUAUGUGCCCGCAGUGAGGUCUUUGCGGCAAUGUUCCGCAAUGACUUCUCGGAGAGGAAUACCAGCCGUAUAACGAUCGAAGACAUGGAUGCCGAAGUAAUGCAAGAAAUGCUAAACUAUCUAUACACUGAUCGGAAAAUACCAAAGCAAAUGGCUCCAGCACUAUAUACGGCAGCUAAUAAAUACGCCUUGUUGCAUUUACAGGGCAUGUGCGAACAAGUAUUAAUCGAAACAAUGGAUGUGGCUUCAGUUUUGGAAGAAGUCAUGAAACAGCGUUUGUAGUUUUAUAAGCACAUAUGUAUGUGUGUUUAGCUACGCACACGUCCGUAUAAAACAUCAAUUUUUUUUCCAUUCUGGACAUUUUCUAAUUCGCUGGAAUUCCAAAUUCCUCAUGAUCUUAUAUUAAAUGUCAAAUCGAAAUUAUUUAUCUUAUCCGUCUUUUAUAAAAAGCCUCAAUAAAUAUAAACCACUUUGUGCAUAA
Molecule: messenger RNA, 1134 nt
Organism: Musca domestica (house fly)
Lineage: Eukaryota; Metazoa; Arthropoda; Insecta; Diptera; Muscidae
Product: protein roadkill-like
Exons: 1
Coding region: 156-935 (259 amino acids)
Biological process (GO): regulation of proteolysis; proteasome-mediated ubiquitin-dependent protein catabolic process
Cellular component (GO): cytoplasm
Molecular function (GO): ubiquitin protein ligase binding
Source: RefSeq, a predicted model, not a curated record